Aspergillus pseudoviridinutans is the source of this 1425-nucleotide messenger RNA. RefSeq lists its product as uncharacterized. Lineage: Eukaryota; Fungi; Ascomycota; Eurotiomycetes; Eurotiales; Aspergillaceae. The coding region runs from base 1 to 1425 and encodes 474 amino acids. The transcript has 7 exons. The record is from RefSeq and is a predicted model, not a curated record. Gene Ontology annotation, molecular function: phosphatidylcholine lysophospholipase A1 activity.
AUGGCUCGGGGUUUCAGUUACCUUGUGCUCGUGCUAUGCGGUAUUUGGGUGCAGGCGAUCGCUGUCAUCUCUUCGAAUUCUACCCCUGAUGCAGUUGGUGAAUUGCGUUCGACACUACACGGCUCGUAUCUAGCUCCGACUCUGCAUAGCCGGGAUGCCAAGGUGGAUUUGAGGAUAUUAUGCCUUGGUGCCUCGAUUACGUGGGGUGUGGGCUCGUCAACUGGCAACGGUUACCGGAAACCCUUGAGCGAUAAACUUCGCUUUGAAGGAUACGAGGUUGAUAUGGUUGGGACCAAGCAUAAUGGAGACAUGGCCGACAAUGUACGUCCUUUUGGCAUGACCUACCAACGGCGAGAGCGAACACUAACAUCCCAUCAGGACGUGGAAGCUCGCCCAGGAGGCGUUAUCGAUCAGGUGCACACCGCCGCUCGAGGCUCAUACAGAUACAAUCCCAACGUCGUCCUGAUCAACGCGGGCACCAACGACUGUCUGCAAAACCGCGAUAUUGCGGGUGCCGGCGAGCGGAUGAGGGUGCCCAUCGAGGAUAUAUUCCAGUCAAUCAGCGGCGUGACCGUUCUCCUGUCGACUCUCAUCCCCUGCAAAGACCCCACCGGGGAGGCGAAUCGCCCGGCCGUCAACGCCCAGUAUCGCACCUUGGUGAGUGGGAAAAGGAUUGAUGAUGAUAAAGCAAAUGAAGUCUUCUCGAAUGCACAAGAUAAACCAGAAGAGUAUGUCGUCAACGAGGAACUCAAGCACCAGGUCGUGACUAUAAUCGAAGCCUGGGAUAAUGCCACGGGAAAGAUGCAGUCCAGCCUAUUCUCCGGGACCAGCGAUGGAAUAAGCCAAUUGGGGAAAAUGAUCGCUGGGGGAACAUUCCUCCUUCCCAACGAUACCCAAUUAUUGCCCAUAACCGACCUCAAGGCCUCGGCCUGGCGUCUCGCAAUCGGCGAUAUAAAUCCUUUUGUGAUUGACUCGACGAUGAAUUGCGAAGACGCCCUCGACCAGGAGUCGAAAGACACAAACCCGGAAGGUUUUGGCUCUCGUGCUCUGACAGACUACGACACCUCGCGGGUGUGCAUAAAUGAUCGAAUGUAUUCUCUUGUAACUGCUACAAAACCGAGGCACAACUGUGUCGACAGCCCCCAUGAAGGCUUGGGCCAUUAUUGCCACGCGUUCCGUCCACCUCCUGGCACUGACGCUCUUGACGGCUCAUUCUGGGGCAACAUUACGAUCGAAGACAUUGUUGCAGGCAACACCUUUGCUGGUAUUGGCAAGUCGGACGUCAGCGCCCCUGGUUACGUUGAUAUCCCCAUGUGCCGCUACUGGGAAGCUCGUGAGAACUAUUGGUACUGGAGAGGGUCGUCAAGCCACGAUGAGGUUCCUUACUAUUUCCCCUGCAACGAGAUCAUUGAUUACAACUCUUAG